Rubroshorea leprosula is the source of this 2461-nucleotide messenger RNA. Lineage: Eukaryota; Viridiplantae; Streptophyta; Magnoliopsida; Malvales; Dipterocarpaceae. The record is from the annotation of a GenBank genome assembly.
ACCAAACCCACUCCUUUUUAAACGCCAUCAUCUCAACUUCCCGCUCUCUUUCCACGCUGCCCAGAAGGAAGAAGAAACUGCACAAAAACGGAGAGAAAAGUGAAGGAAAAUGCUGUUUUAGAGAGUGAAAAUCCCUAGUGAUUGUGUGUCUGCAACUUCGAUCUUCAUCGGAGGAGGAGAAAAGCUUUCAGGUCUGAAGUAAUGUCUCAGGAUUCAAGAACCAAUGCACUGAUCACUAAAGUGAACAAGGAUGGAAUUUUAGAUGAUUGCUCUAGCGUUAUGGAGGGAGAUACAAAUCAGGAGAAGGAAGAAGAAUCAGAUACCGAGACAAUAAAAGAUUCAACAUCAUCUCAAGGGGAUUCCUUGACAACUGAGGAUAAGAAAGUAGAAAGAGUUUCUGGAGUUCACAAAAGUGUUCCCAUUAAGGUUUCCUCAGAUAGGAGUGCCCCUGGAUCUAAAAUGAGUUCUGACAGCGAAAAUGAUAAGCCAGUAAGCAGAACUCCUAAAAAACCUGUGAAAACUGAAAGAGGGACUUCUAAAGUUGCCACCAAGAUUUCAUCUGAGAGGAAGUCUAGAAAUAUGGAAGUUCCUACUAAACCUUCAUUAGAUACUUCUGAAGAAGUUGAUAACAAGAAUUUUGAGGAGAUAAAAGAAACUGAUGUUGUGGACGAGACAUCAAAUGGUGCGCGAAGUGUUGAAAGUGACAAUGAACCUGUUGAUCCUGAAGAAAAUAUUCAACAUGAAGAUAAUUCAGCUUUAAAAGAAAAGAUCAAUGAGAUGGAGAUUAGAAUUGAGAAACUUGAAGAGGAGCUGAGAGAAGUAGCUGCUCUUGAGAUUUCACUUUAUUCUGUUGUUCCUGAGCACGGUAGCUCGGUGCAUAAGGUACACACCCCUGCUCAACGCCUUUCUAGACUCUACAUUCAUGCUUGCAAGCACUGGACUCAAAGCAAGAGGGCUACAAUUGCUAAAAACACUGUAUCUGGGCUGAUUCUAAUUGCGAAUUCCUGCAGUAAUGAUGUUUCAAGGUUGAGCUUCUGGUUGUCAAAUACCAUAGUGCUGAGGGAGAUCAUUUCUCAGGCAUUUGGCAGUUCACGUAACUCAAGUCCAGUUACGAAGCUUCCAGAAUCAAAUGGGAGUAGCAGGAGUGGAGUGAAGUUUACAACCUUGAAGUGGAAGGGAGGUACCAGCAGCAAACAAGUGAACAAUUUUGUGCAGCUUAUUGAUGAUUGGCAGGAUACAGGAACCUUCACAUCCGCUCUAGAAAGAGUGGAAUCUUGGAUAUUUUUACGAAUAGUUGAGUCACUAUGGUGGCAGGCUUUGACUCCAUAUAUGCAAUCUCAAGCAGAGGGUUUGUCAACUACAAACACGGUUGGAAAGUUGUUGGGACCUGCCUUAGGUGAUCUGCAACAACGAAGCUUUUCAGUCAAUCUGUGGAAAAAAGCCUUCCAAGAUGCUUUUCAACGUAUUUGUCCUGUUAGAGCAGGAGGCCAUGAGUGCGGUUGCUUGCCUGUCCUGGCAAGAAUGGUUAUGGAACAAUGCAUCGCCAGGCUAGAUGUGGCAAUGUUCAAUGCUAUUCUGCGGGAGUCAGCCCAUGAGAUCCCCACUGAUCCUGUAUCUGAUCCUAUAGUAAAUUCCAAGGUUUUGCCUAUACCAGCUGGGGAUUUGAGCUUUGGAACCGGGGCUCAACUCAAAAAUUCGGUUGGCAACUGGUCUAGAUGGCUUACUGAUAUGGUGGGCAUGGAUACUGGUGAUUUUCAAAAAGAAGAUGAGCUUAUCAAUGAUGAUGAUUUUGGGCAUGGUGGAGAGCGAAAGCCAAAAUCCUUUCUUCUCCUUGAUGAACUUAGCAAUCUUUUGAUGCUUCCAAAGGACAUGUUAAUGGAUCGUUCUAUCAGAAUGGAGGUGUGCCCAUCAAUCAGUCUUUCAUUGGUUAAACGAAUACUCUGCAACUUUACACCUGAUGAAUUAUGUCCAGAUGCUGUUCCAGGUCCUGUACUAGAGGCACUGAAUGCUGAGAGCAUUGUAGGGCGGAGGAUAUCUGGAGAAUCAGCUAGAAGCUUCCCUUAUACAGCUGCUCCAGUCAUCUAUACCCCUCCUUCCACUGCAGACGUUGCCAAAAAGGUUGCAGAGGCAGGUGAGAGAUCUCAACUUUCACGGAAUGUGUCUGAAAUACAGAGCAAAGGAUAUACCAGCGACGAAGAACUGGAGGAAUUGGAUUCUCCUCUUGCAUCCAUUGUCGAAAAAUUGCCAUCAUCUCCGACCAUCAAAGCUGAUGAAAAUGUAAAUGAAAAACACAAGCACACUGGCCACGGUGGUGAAAAUGUAAGGUUUGAACUCCUACGCGAGGUUUGGUCUUACUGAGUCUUAAAAGUCGGUUCUUUGUGUAUACCUGUAGUCUUUUGUGUCAGAGGAGAAGUGAAGGUAAAAACUUGAGAGAAAAUAUGAAGAAAAUUUCCUUGUAAUU